Molecule: messenger RNA, 8733 nt
Organism: Cotesia glomerata
Lineage: Eukaryota; Metazoa; Arthropoda; Insecta; Hymenoptera; Braconidae
Gene: cyst
Product: rho guanine nucleotide exchange factor 18
Exons: 16
Coding region: 395-4924 (1509 amino acids)
Biological process (GO): regulation of Rho protein signal transduction
Molecular function (GO): guanyl-nucleotide exchange factor activity
Source: RefSeq, a predicted model, not a curated record
CGAGCACUUUUUAGCUAGUUGUUCAACAUCAUCAAAAGCAAAAGGUAACAACCACAGAGGUGCUCAGAGAAAGGAGUGUCAGAUUUGGAGCCAGUGCGUGUAUAUCUUUAAGUUAGUUACGUUGUUUGUACAUGUAUUAAUAUAUAAAAUGGUCGACGUACGAUAAGUGUAUGAGAAUAAUAUAUAAUAUAAAAAAUAUAUAUAGAAGACAGAAGCAAAGGGAGAUACUUAGUUUUUGGAAAUAAAUAAACACGUAUUCACGGAAUACUGAAUAUGGAAGCAUCUGUAGUGUGACUGUGUUGGCAGUGAAUUGGUUUAUUCAUUUAAACUUACUUGCGCUGGUUGGUGAAAAUUGGAGUUUUUAAGUAAAAUCAUAUUAAUUUUAUGGUAUAAUAUGGAAAAACGUCAGGAAGGACUCGCUCCAUUUUCAUCAGAUGAAUGCCCCAAUAGCGGAGAAGAUAGUGACGAAGAUGUGAUUACGGAUUACUUAGGUUCGGAAAUCAAUGACUGUAAUCACCAUGUGUCUGUAGUGAAUGGUGAACUGGCGUCGUUGAAUCUUGAUGACGACAACCAUACUAACGCUGAAUAUACCAAAGAUAAUCCGGAUAUCAUAAUGUCUGAGAGCGGUGAAGAUCAGCGUCAUUCAGAUCCUCCGACGCUUGAAGUUAAUAUUCGUAACCAACAGAAUCCACUAGUUCCGAUUAUCAGCGUUACUCCUCACUCUCCGGGAUUAGCUAAACAUUAUCCUGUCUUAGAAGAUAAUCUCCAACAGCUUCACGAAAUUCACAACAGUAUUCAGCGAAUGCGUGAUUUGACAUUAUGCACCUUAGGCUUCGGGAAUCGUUUACUACAGAAUGAACCAUCACAGCGACUAAGUGCAUCAUGUCCAUCACUUUGUCCUUUGAGCUUAGCAGCCGCAAAAGGACGUACUGGUGAUCGUGGUGGUCCUGGUCCUGGUUCAGAUCCUGAUCUUGCCAAUUGUUCUACCAACAGUUCUCCAACACAUUUUCCAAAUUCUGGACAAUUACCACCUUCAAUGCUGGGCGUAGAUCGACGUCGCAGUUGGACUGAUCUUGAGGAAACUCGACACCGUCAUCGGUGUCAAAUUCAAAACCAUUUACAAGCACAAAAUAUGAGACAACGCAGUAUCAGUUUGAGUAGUCUAGAUAGCGAAAUAGACCUUGAAUCGGACGGUAAAUCACGUUCCCCUUGUGCAGGAGUUACUAAUAGAUCGUGUAGAUCUCAAACAAGUACCCACUCUCUCAAUGAGGCUGACCUUGUUCAGAUUGAUUUACAGAAGCUAGCGGUUAAAAGAGGUGGCAAUCAAAGGUCGACGGAAACAUCAAACUUGCUACCAGGGGUUACAGGAUCACGUUUACCCCUUCAAAAAUCAAUUUCCACACCAUCAAUCAUCACCCCACCUGGACAAACUUUACUUGCUGAGUCAGGUUCACGCGCAACCCCCUCUUUAGCCGCCAGACGACUUGAAAGAAAUGAGAAAGGUAGUGGAAGUGAGACUGAGACUGAGGACCUUCAUACAGCCCAUAGUCAUCAUCACCCAUUCCAUGAAGAUUUAAUACGUGAAGAUUCCGCUAAUGUUCAAGUUUCUCUCGACGAGCUUAUGACUGAUGGUACAGCUUAUGACGAUCAGCAUUCGGAAAAAACACGUAGGAAGAGAGGUUCAUUAUUUUUCCGUAAAAAAAAAGACAAAAGUGGGAAGAAACCUAGUCCGCAGUCCCAUCAUUGGAUAACAAUGACUGCUGGGACUCAGGGAACUGUUGUUUGCGAUAUUUGCAUGAAACAACUCAGCAAUAAAUCUAUUUUACAGUGUGAAAUUUGCGGAACAUCAGUACAUCAAAAUCAAUCAUGUCGCGAUCAAGUGUCAACAGAAUGUUCAAAGACAAAGAGUACUAAAGGUGCUAUUAAAUCAAUAUCAAAUGUUUCAAUAGCUACGAGUGUAGGACACGUUAAACGCGGUUCAACGGCUUCUCUACCGCCGACAAGCUCAUCUGGUUCCACUAAGGAAAUUAGCACCAAGAAAACAGUGACAAGCUACAGCCCUUGGCGGCGUGUUGCCACCAAGCUUGGAGUCAAUCAAAUAAUCAGCGAGGAAAAAGACGGCGAUACUGGACAUCGAGAUAUUGUUAGCGGGUGGGAAGAGUUUGACUUUGGUGAUGACGUCCACUUACUUACAAUCAGCGAUAUAGAAGGACUGGAUCCAGAGUUAAAACUGGGAGGAGAUGAACCAGAUUCUUGGAGCGCAGCAAUUGGACGUAGCGAAGCAUUGAGACUUGUUGACAAUAAUGAUCGUGAAGUUAAGCGUCAAGAGCAUAUUUAUGAAUUUGUCCUUACAGAAAAGCAUCACUGUCUUGUAUUACUAGCAAUGGAUAGAAUAUUUGUUGAAGGAUUAAGGCGGCAUUUCCGUUUGGGUGCACCAGAUCUUGAACGAAUGUUUCCACGGUUACGUGAUUUAAUAGACAUCCACUUGCGUUUUUUAUUAAAAUUACGAAAACGCCAAAGCGCUAAUCCAGUAGUACCGACAAUAGCUGACAUACUUGUUGAACAAUUUUCAGAUGAUAAUUCAGCACGUAUGACAAGUGCUUACGGUGAAUUUUGUAGCCGUCAUCGUGAUGCUGUUGAUACAUACAAGUAUUAUUUACGCAUGGACGCUAGAUUUGCACGGUUUGUUAAACUAUGUCAGACUAAUCCUUUGUUGAAGAAAAAAGGCAUACCUGAAUGUAUUUUAUUUGUAACGCAACGUUUGACAAAGUAUCCAUUGCUCGUUGAGCCGUUGAUUAAAACGGGUACAGUUAAUGAGGAAAAAGAAAAUUUACGUCAGGCAUUAAAUCUUGUUAAACAAAUACUGGGUGACGUUGACACUUGUGUUGCUGAUAAAGAACGUGAAGAUAGAAAAUUAGAAAUAUAUAAUCGUAUUGAUGCUAAAUCAUUUGCUCAUCAUCGUGGUGUUAAAUUUAAGAAAUCCGAUUUAAUGGCAUUUAAUCGUGUUUUAAAAUUCGAGGGUACUGCAUACCUUAUGCAAGGUCGUGGAAAAAUGGUACCAGUAACUGUAGUCGUCUUGUCUGAUGUAUUAUUAUUUUUAGCUGAAACACGAGAUCAAAAGUACGCUUUCUUUGUACCUGAUAAUAAAGCUGGAGUUGUAUCACUGCAAAAAUUAUUGGUCCGUGAAAAGGCUGGCCAAGAGUCUCGUAGUAUAUAUGUUAUCAGUAGCAAUCCCUCUGAACCAGAAAUGUUUGAGCUAAAAGUACAGAAACCAAAAGAUAAACAUUUGUGGAUAUCGGCUAUACGUUCUGCUGUUGAAGCAUGUCCACAGGACUGUGAAAAUGACACUUUAGAUGAAGGCUCUAUUGGUGAGAUUCCUGGUACUAGGUCAUCAUCUGCAUCUACUUUGUCUAUUGAUGAACGACAACGUAUUGCUAAAGCCAAGGAAACUCAUAUACUACGAAUAAUAAGUGAGUUGAGAAAAAAAGACACCGAACAAGCGCUUUUGUUGGAAGAGAAAAUGGCUCUACAGAUGAGAUUGGUAUACGAGGGUAAUAUGUGCAAUGAGAAUGAUAAUGAAGCUGAUAAAACCGAGCGGAAUGAAAAUAUACCCGAUUACACUCGAUUGUGUCGUGGUGAUGGCUCUGAUUCGUGGCAAGUAUGGCAAGAGGUUGUAGUAGCUGUACAAGAAGCAACACGACUUGCAAGCUCUCUAUCAUACGGAGCGGGUGGUGGUUCAUUAUCACGGAGUUUAAGCUCUGCUGGUGAACGUCACAGUGAAGCUUAUAUUCCUCCGGCUCUUUGUAUUCCGCGGCGAGCAGAAACUUUUGCUGGAUUUGACAACAACAAUAAAGAACGAUAUCCAUGGCGAGAUUCAGCUACACUACAUUCCGUAAUGACGCCACCAAAAACAAGUGACUUUGUGAAGGAAAGUGAUAUUAAAAAGGAGGGUGACGCUCAUGAAAUUAACAAAGAUCAGCAAAUAGCUGCAAUAAGACUAUCCCAUUAUAUCUACACAUUACUUUGCAUAAUAAGUAAUCAAAUGACGACAAUAGAUAGCCUCCAAGCUCAAUUAUCGGCGUGUAAAGAUGGUGGAGUAGGUAAAUCAUCAAACAGCCGGCCAAAUCCGAAUCGUCAAUUAGAGGAGCUGAGAAAUUUGCAAGAUCAGUUGAGUCGUGAAAAGGCAGCCUUCCGGGCAGCCACUCAGCAAGAACGGAAGGAGUUGUCUGAGGAGCGUGCUGAAUUAACGAGACUUAGAGAACAAGUAGCCGCUGAACAGCUCGACGUGACAAAUCAACGUGAUCAAUUGUAUCGACGACUCGAAGCAUUGGAACGCUCGGGUGUUGUUACAACGCCGACAGUUUGUUCAAAUGCAACUCACGUGUCUCACGUUAGCCAGUCCAGUGACACUCUUCAGUCACGCAAGUCAUUACCGGAUGCUAAAAGGAUACCGUUGAAUUUAAUAAGUGCUACUAAUCAACAGAAAGCACCAAGUAAUCUACCGCCUGUUAAGCAACAACUACCACUUAAGCUUGCCAGCGGCAGUAACAACAAUAGUACAAGGAGCGUCAGUACUGGAUGCAAUAACAGCCCGGAUCGUCACUCACGGACGAGUUGUAGCCCAGCCUCAGUGGUCACUACUUCGGCCUACUCAUCUCCAGAAUUAGGUCAUAACCAUCAUCAUCUCCAUCAUCACCAUCAUAAUAAUGGAAAUCAUUCAUUAUUGUCAUCGUCAUCAUCAUCAUCAGCAUCUUCAUCGAAUCGUUCAGUUCGUAUUGCACGCUCAUCAGUAGAAUCCUACCAUCAUCAACAAUCGCAACAACAACAACAGCAGCAGCAACAUCAGUCGACACUACCACCUCAACCACAUCAACAGCGUGCUGAGCCACAGCAACCACUUGAAGAGGAAGUUAUAUUUUUCUGACGAUUCUUCCGGUUUGGUCGAAAACACAGUCGACCACCUCGUGCAUCUACAAAUGCACCAGGCACACCCACCUCUACUCCAACUCCAUCGCGCAGCCCGUCAAAGGAGGCACAAUCAAGGAGCCGCGUUAAAUCAUUUUGACUUCCAAUAUUCAAAACUGAUGAUUAAUGUAUUAUUUAUACACUGAAUAAGGUCAGUGAGUUUGUUUAUUUGUCCUUUUGGUAUUGACGUUUAUAAACAACUGGAUAGUUUGCUUUUUUGAAAUUAUUAUUUACUCAAUUUACGAUAUAAGCAUUCGCUUUUAUUGAAAUUAUUUUAUUAAAUAUAAACGUGAUUAUUAACGAUGAAAAAAAUUUUUUAAUAAUGAAAUUGAUACUUUUUAGAUCAGUAUAAAAAAAAACAAUGAAGUAUUUCAAAUGAGUAUUAAUUAACCGUUUUGGUGAACUAAUUUAGAUCAUCUUGUUGCUAAUUCUGGUAAUCGACUGAAAGUUUCUUAUAUAAUACUGACAAAAUACAAACUCACACAUACACAAGAGUCGAUAACUGGAUAAUUGUUGAAAAUUAUAAUAAAUAUUAAGAUUUUUGGACAUAUGAAGCGUGAUCAGUAAUUAUAAAAAAUAAUAUUUGUGUUGCUUUUCCAAUUUAUGUACAUAUGUAUAUAUUAGUAUAUAUAUGUAUGUAUGUAUGGAUGUAUGUGCAAUCGACAUUUUUUCUGUCCUCUUACUCCAAUAUAUGGAUAAUGAUUAUUGAUUAUUAUUUUUUACUACUAUUAUUACAAAAAGAAAUUAUUUUUGUUGUAAAAAAAGCCUGUUUAGCGGAAAAAAUAAUUAUUUUUUAAUACAUUUUCAAGAAAUAAUAAUAAAAAAAAAGUUGAAAGCGACGACGAUCGGUACAUACUACAGUAUUAAAAAAAUUUAUAAUAAAAGAAUAUAAAUAAAUAUUAUUAAUAUAUGAUAUGAUAAACGCACUGUUAAACAAAAUAAAGCAAUCGUUAUUUUAAAUUCAGCGUACUUGAUAAUCGUUAACUUCCAGUUUUGAUUGAAUUUAUUAUAUAAAAAAUGAUUCGUCAUUAUGUACAAUAAAAUUGUAUCAUUAAUUUUAAAGAUUUUGUAUUUGUAAUUUGAGAUACUGUCGUAGUUUGGAAAAACAAAAUCCAUUAAAAAUGAAAAUAAAUUUAUCAAGUAAAACUUUUCCUCAUCCAACGAUUAGACAAGGCGGGUGUUACCCUAAUUACGUGUCCUAUGACUGAUUAUUUAAAAAAAAAUCCUUACUAAGUGUAUUUAUGAACUAAUAAAAAUAAUUUUGAUUCACAAAUACGCUUAAUGAGAAUCUUAUUAAAUGAUGAUAGGGUCCGGGUAGUAUUCUUUAUCAUCGAAUAUUAGAAGAGAAUAAUCUCGAUAAAAGGCAACGAAUGUGCCUCAUUAAUUACAAAAUAUUAAAAAAAAAAAAACUGUUUUUUGUGAUUUUUUAUGCAUUUAUUUUUUAUUAUUUUUUUUCAUGCGUGCUCCAAUAUAUUCCAAGAAUAACUAAUCGAAAAAAAAUAUUUAUAUUCCAAUGAAUAACCUGGAGCUCAUUUAUAUUGCAUUUAAUUAAACAAAAUAAUUUUAAAAGUAAUAGUCAACAUUAAGAAUGGAAAUUAGCCAAUUGUGAGGAAAUAUCCUCAUUUUCAUAUUAAUUAUAUCUCACAUAAUAAAUAGCAAAUGAGGAUUUGGAAAGGCUGGCUUAUUCACUGCCAUUUGUUAAUUAAUGAUUUUUUAAUAACUUUAAAAAUUAUUUAUGAUCAUUAUAAUUAUUGCGUUAAAUACGAUGGAUAAAACAUUCAAAUGACAUUAACUAGAUUCAUAAAAUAAAAUCUGUAUUAAAGAGAACAAACGUCAGAGUGAAAUGUCUUUUUUUUUAUUCAAUAAAUGAAUUAAUUAAAAUUACGUGUAAGCGUGCAAUACUUUUGAAAAAAAAAAACGAAUUAAAUAAUCGAUGCAAAAAACCUGAAGAGAAAACGAUCCGUACUUAAUAAUUAAUAAUCUGUAUAAAUUAAUUUUAAAAAAAUCAAUUAUAGAUUAUCAUAUAAUUAUAAUAAUAGUAAUAUUAAUUACUGUUAUUUAAUAAUAACUCUUCAAAAAAUCAAUUGUGGUGACAAUAGAAUUUUACCGUUAUACUGUAAGUUUGUCGAUUGUAAGAGAGUAAAUAAUAAUAAAUAUGUAUCGUGAUAUGUUAAAAAAAAAAAAGUAAGAUUGUUAUUGGAUUAUUGUAUGUACUUUGUAUGUGUGAGUGUAUUAAUGUAGGUAAACAUAUAUUGUUAAAAAAGAAAUUGUAUUUAAUAAUUGAUGAUUGAUUGAAGUAAUAUUAAACUCUUAUUUAAGAAGACUUCCGGUAGAGGAUAUGGUAUAUAAUAAGUCAUUUAAUUAUUAUAGUACUGUAGUAAAAAAAAAAAAAAAAAAAAAUAAUUAUUAAUAUUAACUGAUGAAAGAUUGAUAAAAGUUACUCUGAGAAAUUAUGUACUAGUUCAUGCUCACUAAGUUUAACUUUACUAAAGUCUUUGCUGCAAUCAAUUAUAAUUAUAAUUAUACAUAUAUAAUUGUAAUUAAGGAUAUACAUAUGUUGUUUUAUGCUCAUACAACUAAAUGACACUGUCGUUGAUUAUUACUAUCAUUAUUAUACUACUAAAUUGUUAAUGCGAAUGCCGAUUCAUUUAUUAAUCGGUACUGUUGAUGAAACGUUAGAUAAUGUCUUACGGCCUACUUUUUAUCAUAAAAAAUUUUUUUUGCUUUAAAUUGUAAAUUUAUUUGUGCGUACAAUCGCUUAUACUUUUUAAGACGUCUAAAAAAAAAAGAUAAACAAUAAUAAGUAAAAUACAAGUUUCUAGAUUAUAAAAAUGGGAGGAAUAAGAAACAUAAGCGGCCCCGGUAUUGUCAUAUUUAAAAAGUGACGACAAAUAUACAUAUAUAUAUUUCUAAUUAUUGAAAAAUAUUUCGGAGCAAGUAUUUUUGUACUUAAACUCUGUAACUACUUCUAUUGUUAUUGUGAUAUCGGUAAUAAUGUUAAUCGCUUUAUUUUUAUUUGCUUACAAUUGAAAUAUUUUCUUAAUAUGAAACUUUAUAUAGCUGAAAUUUCAAGUAUUUUUUCUCGCAUCGAAUGUUUAAAAAAAAAAUAUAUAUAUAUAUAUAUAUAUAUAUAUUUUUUAAAAAAUACUCGAUUGACGAGUCUCGUAAUAAAAUGAUAUACAAAUGAAUAAAUAAUGCAAUUAAAAGUAUUUAAGCGAGACUGUGUUUUAAAAUUGCAAUUAAAGAGAAAAUCAUUUUUGCCUGAAUUUAUAUUCCCUUUUAAAGACUUGUUACUAUUAAAUCUAAUUAUUAUAUUUACAUAAUCAAUCUACGCGCUCAUAAUAGUGAUCUUUAUUGUUAUUAUUAUAAUAAUUAAUUAAUCGACUUGUUGAUUAAUUAAUAUUACUACUUAUUUUCUUCUUAUUCCAACUUUUUAUACUUACAUUUAAUUAGCCACGUGUUAUGACAAAAGCAGUUUUAUAUAUUUAUUCCUGUUAAAUCGUGUAUAAAGUAAAUCUUAAAAAGAAAAAAAAAACAUUUAUUAAGGUGCUCGUAGAUAAAUUAUUUUAAUGAGCUAGAACGAUUUUUUCGAAAUAAAAUUUAGUGAAAAAUUUUUUUAAGCUUAAUAUUUUAACGAUUUGGCAAGGCAGUUGUUAUCUCACUUCCAUGUUCUAAAAUUAAUUAUCUGGAGAGACACCACUGGUCAUAUUUAUCUGUACUAAAACUUAAAAUUCGCGAGUAUUAAAAUUAAUAGAGAACAGUUAUCUU